UUAAAAUGCACAAAAAAAAACUAAACAUUGUUUUUACUGAAGAUAUUUUAUUUUAAAGAAACCUUUUAAAACCGAACAACUUAAACUACUACGUUUAAACUCAACAUAACUUUUGAGGAAAAAAGAUAAAAUAAAACUAAAAAAAAACAAAACAAAACAAAAAACAUUAAUCCUCUGACCACAGAUCUGAACGCGCAUGGCCCCACUAUCACUGCCCCUCGCCUUGAGGGCGUGGCUUAUCCUAAAGUAGGCGGGGUUGUGUUCUCGCGUGUUGCUUCGUGCCUCCUCCUCCUCUCUCUCCUCGGCUGCAUGAGAUGAGCCGCCCUGCAGCCUGAUCUGACAGUGUUUCCUCCUCCUCCUCCUGUUGCUGCUCUUGUCUGUCUGUCCCGCUGUGACAAUGUUGACCAGCGUGGCCUGAGCGCGCGCGCUGCGGACUGUCUCUGCCCGGAGGAUCGGAGCCUUUCCUGAACCCAGAGGUUGUGCUAGGUCCUUUCUGCACUGAAGCCGAUCCAACCUGAGAACGUUCCUGAGGGAUCCCAAAAACGCAAACCAUGGCUGUAGCUGGUUGUCCGGAUUAUUUUCUACACCAUCCAAACUAUCAGCAGGACAACAUAGACUGCUCCUCCAAUCACAGACAGCCUGACCUUAUUCAUCCAAGCUUCCAGCCACCAACCAGUCAAAGUUCUCCGAACCAUCAAGAUUGUAAAGAUCUUCAGUGAAGACGGUGCCGGUAAAGUCGUGGAGAUCCCGGCCGACAUGACGGCCAGGGACCUGUGCCAGCUCCUGGUUUAUAAAAGCCAUUGUGUGGAUGACAACAGUUGGGUGCUUGUUGAACACCACCCGCUCUUAGGACUAGAGCGUUGCCUAGAGGACCAUGAGUUGGUGGUUCAGGUGCAGGCCUCCAUGAACAGCGACAGUAGAUUUCUCUUCAGGAAGAACUAUGCCAAAUAUGAAUUCUUCAGAAACCCUCUGACGUUUUUCCCGGAGCACAUGGUUGCGUGGUGCCAGGAAACCAAUCACACAAUUCCACCCUCUCAGCUCCUCCAGAACUUUCUUUCAACCAGCAGCUGUCCAGAAAUCCAGGGUUACUUGUACAUGAAGGAUGUGGGGCGGAAGUCGUGGAAGAAAGUUUACAUGUUCCUGCGUCGCUCAGGGUUAUACUGCUCAACAAAAGGGACCUCAAAGGAGCCCAGACAUUUACAGUUACUAGCAGACCUGGAGGACAGCAACAUCUUUUCUGUCAUCGCAGGCAAAAAGCAUCACAGUGCGCCCACAGACUACGAGUUCUGUAUCAAGCCCAAUAAAUGCCGGGGGGAAAUGAAGGAGCUGAGGAUGUUGUGUGCAGAGGAUGAGCAGAGUCGAACCUGUUGGAUGACUGCUUUCAGAGUCUUUAAGUAUGGGAUUGUGUUAUACCAGAACUAUAAGGUCCCUCAACAAAGAAAAACCCUACUCUCUCACUUUUCAACUCCUGUGAGGAGUGUAUCUGAAAACUCCCUUGUGGCGAUGGAUUUCUCCGGGAGGAUAGGCAGGGUGAUCGACAACCCGGUGGAAGCUCAGAGCGCUGCCAUGGAGGAGGGACUCGUGUGGCGGAAGAGAACAAGAGUGAACUUGUUAGGUUCACACAGUCCCUUACACCACUCGUCACUAAGCUCGGUCAUUCACAUAGCUCAGCUGUGGUUCUACGGCAGAAUCACCAGAGAGGAGUCCCAUCGCAUCAUCCACCAGCAGGGCCAGGUGGACGGGUUGUUUCUGCUGAGAGUCAGUCAGAGUAACCCCAAGGCUUAUGUUCUCACGUUGUGCCAUCACCAGAAAAUCAAACAUUUUCAGAUACUACCGUGUGAAGAGGACGGCCAGGUCUUCUUCAGCCUCGACGAUGGUGUAACCAAAUUCACCGACCUGAUUCAGCUGGUGGAGUUCUACCAGCUCAACAGAGGGGUCCUGCCUUGUAAACUCAAACACCCGUGCACCGUCGUGGCCUUAUGACGUCUUCGGACCGUCUGACCUCGUCUCCCCUCGGACACUUGACCUGACUCUGCCUGAAACAAACACAACGGGGGACGCACUCUGUUUGUUUUGCUCUUUCCAAGAAGCUGGUGAAUUGACUGAUGUUUGAUUGUUGUCUUUUUUAUUUUAUUUUAUUUUAUUUUAUUUUAUUUUAUUUUAUUUUAUUUUAUUUUAUUUUAUUUUACCGUGAGUCUUUUGGAGACUGCUGCCCGGUUGGAUUUGUUGUGAUUUGCAUGGAGGUUUUGAGGAAACUGAUGCACAACUUGCUCGGGGAAGCUCUUUCCAUUACAGAGACGAUGAACGAAACAAACACUGCCACGUGUCUGAACGCUGUUUGCAAAUUCCUCCACGACACCUUCUGUCACCGAUAAUGGCACGAUGGGACCUCGAGGCUUUUGGAGUCUCGCAAAGACUUUAUUCCUCCUCAAGCGGACAAUCGGCAGGACGGUUGAAUCUUUCACGUGGACCUCUCCGAAAUCGUUUCUCACUCUGUAAAAGAAGAAAAUCAGUUUUAUUUUCUGUCGGUUCGCGCUCAACGAGGUGGGCGUGGCCUUGGAUGGUGUGCGACAGCUCUCCUGGUGCAUUACUUAACCCACACGGUGCCGUCACAUUUUACCAUUUAAAGCUUGCAUCUACACGUCCGGAAUUUACCAUGGAACAGAUUCAAAUGCAUCAGAAAGUCUUGAUUUGAGUUUAAAAGAAAGAAAAAAGUAACUUUUUUAAUGUUUUCACUCUAUUAGAUAUGAAUUCACUCAAGCUUUCUUUUCUCAACGAUGCAUUCGUUUAACUCUUCCUUUCUUUCAGUCUGAAUAUUUGCUACUUUCCUUUGUGACUCGCACAACAAAUCACUCGUUAUUCAUUAUAAUUCUCAUUAUUCUGUUUAACACUUCAUCUCCCUAAAGUGUGUUCCUGGCAACCCCU
Molecule: messenger RNA, 2925 nt
Organism: Austrofundulus limnaeus
Lineage: Eukaryota; Metazoa; Chordata; Actinopteri; Cyprinodontiformes; Rivulidae
Product: growth factor receptor-bound protein 10
Biological process (GO): negative regulation of insulin receptor signaling pathway; negative regulation of Wnt signaling pathway; insulin receptor signaling pathway
Molecular function (GO): insulin receptor binding
Source: RefSeq, a predicted model, not a curated record